UAUUUAUUUAUUAAAACCUAUUGAUCAGCACAUGAGUGAUCAGGUUCAGCGUUUGCUACGGGCUGUUGAACAGUCACGACAUACCAAUUAUAAUAAUUAAAAACAAAACACAGAACAAAAUAUAUCACAGCUUCUUGCAGUGAUACAGGAUGUGCAGUGGAGGCUGGAGGCCACAGUCAGCAGGGGGGAUUCUGUCAGCGACGUUCAUCAGCGCUGAAUGGAACAGAUCAGCAUCCGAGCUCCCCCCGCUCUCUCUGCGGUGGUAUGGCCCAUAGGAGCGAGGAGCGUCUGGCUCCGCACAGCCUCCCUGCUCAUUCACGAAACGGCGACUCCUCUACUUCUUGUUCGCAUUCAGGGUGGAAGGACACGGGGGAGAGAGGGGAGAAGAGGAGAGAGAGGAGAGGAGAGGAGCGUUCAGGGUCUUCAUUCUCGCCUUUUUCUUCUCCCAGCGGCCCCAGUACGUCCAGCUUCACCGGAGACAUGGAGGGAGUGAGCAGCAACAGGAGCAUGUCUUACAGCAGAUGGAGUUAUGACAGCACUUUAGACGACGAGGGCACCAACCUCCGGCAGCAGAAACUGGACAGACAGCGAGCGCUCCUUGAACAGAAGCAGAAGAAGAAGAGACAGGAGCCUCUGAUGGUCCAGUCUAAUGUGGACGGGAGGUCUCGCGCUCGUCGGACCAAACAGAGCGAGGAACAGGCCCCGCUGGUGGAAUCCUACCUCAGCAGCAACAGCAGCACCAUUUACCACGUGCAAGAAGCUGAACAGGAGGAGGUGAAGGUGACAGCAGACGUGCAGCCGCCUCGCUCGGCCAAAAAGGGCAAAGCGUCGGCGAGCUCCACCCCACAGACGGGCAGCGAGAAGAAGGAGAGGAAGGGGAAACACAAAGCAGCGAUCGAUGGCCUGGCUUCCCAGCAGGAUGACGGUCAGAUCCAGAUCCUGACGGUGGGCCACAGCGCCGCAGAGGAGGGCGAGGCUGAGCCCGUCAUGAGCUGCACUCAGUCGCAGAGUAAACAGGAUCUCCGCGUCACCAUGCUCAAGAAAGGUAUAUCCAGCAGUAUGAAUUUCGAUGAAGAAGAGGACGAUGAUGAUGAAAUAAGCUCCAGUUCCUCGCAGCUCAAUAGCAACACAAGACCAGGCUCUGCCACAAGCAAGAAAUCAUCCAAGGAGGUAGCCUCGGCGCCCACCCCACCUGUCAAUGAGCCUGCCAUCGAUGUAGAUGACCUUGAGGAGUUUUCCCUUCGACCUGCACCACAGGGGGUCAGAGUCAAGUGCAGAAUCACCAGAGAUAAGAAGGGCAUGGACAGAGGCAUGUAUCCCACCUACUACCUUCACCUGGAGAGAGAAGAUGGCAAGAAGGUGUUCCUGUUAGCUGGCAGGAAGAGGAAAAAGAGUAAAACAUCAAAUUACCUCAUCUCCAUUGACCCCACUGAUCUGUCCCGAGGUGGAGAGAGCUUCAUUGGUAAACUGAGGUCUAACCUAAUGGGAACUAAGUUCACUGUAUACGACAGCGGUCUGAACCCUAUGAAGAGCACCACCAGCCUCGAAGCUAGCAACCUGCGCCAAGAGCUAGCAGCCAUUUGCUAUGAAACCAAUGUCUUAGGAUUCAAAGGACCUCGCAAAAUGAGCGUCAUCAUUCCUGGAAUGAACAUGGACCACGAGAGAGUGUCCAUUCGUCCACGUAAUGACCAUGAGUCACUGCUGGCCAGGUGGCAGAACAAGAGCACAGAGAGCGUGAUUGAACUUCACAACAAGACGCCUGUGUGGAAUGAUGACACACAAUCCUACGUGCUCAACUUCCACGGCAGAGUCACUCAGGCCUCCGUCAAGAAUUUCCAAAUCAUUCACGACAACGACCCUGACUACAUUGUGAUGCAGUUCGGCCGUGUGGCAGAGGAUGUCUUCACCAUGGACUAUAACUACCCAAUGUGUGCCCUGCAAGCCUUUGCCAUUGCGCUCUCCAGCUUUGACAGCAAGCUGGCCUGUGAAUAGAUCCCAGCCUGAAGUUCAGUGGAGAACUGAUCCAUCUGUCCUCUCAACAAGGGCUGUUAAUGUAUCUCUCGGGCAGGUUUGAGAUAUAUCCAAAUUACCCAGUACGUUGAAAGUCCUGCAUAUCCCAAAAUGCUUUAUGGGCCUCAAGUUUUAUGUCUGUAUGUGUGUGCAUUGGGGGGGGGGGACCUCGGGAUGGACUUGGUCAGCGGAAAAGAACAAGCACAAAGAGUUAUCCACUUUCAAGAUCAACUUUGUUUUGAUAACUAUAAUCAUUUUGUACUGUACCGGCAUUAUAAAAACAAACACUGUUCCUUUCUGUAGUAGUUAGAGAAAUUUAACAUUUCUUUCUUCUGUAAAUUAUAACUAACAGUUACACAUCUGUACGUUUUAAAAGUUGGAUUUUAUGUAAUCUGCCACACAAGAAACACAGUGUCACACUCUUGCUCAAGCAUGACUACUUCUUAUAUAGUUACUGAAUUAAAACAAACAUGCACGUCACAAUAUAUUUAUUUUGUUAUUUAUGUAUUUAUUACAUGUUAGUUUUGUUUUUCUGUUACCAUUCGCAAACGAUUUCAGCAGUAUUGUCUCAACGGACCUGCAAAGCACAUGAAUUAGCAUCAUGGGAAGGAAUAUGUCUUGUAUCCAUAAGAAAACAAAUUAGCGACAUUGGACAUGAACAGGGCAAAGUCAUGCUACACUGUGCCAUGUACCAUAUACAAUAUCGUGUCACAGUGUCAUGUAUGUGAAUGUAUAGGAUGAUGGUGCACUUUACUUUGAAGUCUGUGGUGGAUGAGAUAUAGCUGUACAUACUUUAUUGUGCCUUUGAAGACUAAUUCCAGUGUUACGCUUUGGCCAUAGAAAUGAGCUGAAAUUGAAUUGGUCUUUGCUACUCUUGCUGUCCUCAUAUGAGACAUUUCUCUGUAGCCACUUUGAAUUCAGAUGUCUGAUGCAGAGGUUGUUUAGACUGAUUAAGUAGCUGGAAUUGCAGCUCCUCCAGAAAAUAAUAAUCCAAAGUUCACAUCCACUUGACAACAUUUCAGUUAUUUCAGUCCAAAUAUAUUUAAAUUGCAUUAAGGGCCGAAAACAUGUUACAGUAAAUGCAAAGGAUUUAUUUAGAUUGUACUGUCAAUCGUGCCGCAGAUAAAAUAUCAAAGGCAUUCAGGCUCCCAGUUGUGCUCAUAUCUUCUGAUAUCUCCUCCUGGAAAAAAAAAAAACUGGAAACAGAUUGACCUACUGCCAACAAACACACAGUAACAGUACGAAUCUGCUUCAACACUUGCAUAUUUCAUUUCUUGCUCUUUACAUCUGUGAUUCAUUUUAAUGCUCAACUGAGGGGGAGUUUGGUACAUUCCUCAUCUGACUGGUCGUACGUUUCUAUAUCAUGUGGUUUAUUGCUGUUCACAUUUUUACUCAAAAUUGUAUUCCUCUCGCUCCUUACGGGGAAUUAUACUUUCUCAAAUAUAUGACAGUAUUUUGUAUUUUACAACCUUUAAAAAAAAUGCUGAAUGAAGGCAAAGAACAAUCUCUGAUACCGAUGUUGUUACUGUUGGUAAUGAGGAAGUCUUUAUCAAAUGUGCUAUUCUUGUACUCAAUUGUGUGCUAACUAUUUUAAAUUUCUAUUUUAAAAUUGUUGAUACUCUUGCUGUAAAGUCUGCUUUUCAAACAUGUGUCCAGGAACCAAAGGUUCUGUCACUUUCUGUUUUUAGUGCUCUUGUUGUAAUGUACAGUAAAUGGUGUACAAUUUACUAUGGUGGUAUAGACACAGUCCUUUGAUCAUGGAAAAAAAAUAAAACUUCAGUAAGUCAAAAA
Acanthopagrus latus (yellowfin seabream) is the source of this 3801-nucleotide messenger RNA. RefSeq names its product TUB bipartite transcription factor (gene tub). The transcript is spliced from 12 exons. The record is from RefSeq and is a predicted model, not a curated record. Gene Ontology annotation, cellular component: cilium. The coding region runs from base 265 to 1992 and encodes 575 amino acids. Gene Ontology annotation, biological process: protein localization to cilium. NCBI's taxonomy places the organism in Eukaryota, Metazoa, Chordata, Actinopteri, Spariformes, Sparidae.